CGGUGAGAAAGAUAAAAAAGUUUCUCUUGUCCACAAUCUCUCUUUCUACUUCUAGACGAAGUCUCGUUGGUUUCAACCAUGAAGCAGAAAAGUGGAUAGAGGUUGUCUCUUGGGUUGAAGCCAAAGAAGGAAGUUUAUAUAUAUUUACACAAACUAAAAUGAAAGAAAGAAGUUAGGAUUAUAUAUAGAGACUCAUUUCUUGUAUUGUUAUGACGAGCAAAGACAUGUUACUUCAUCAGCAAGUACAACAACAACAAGAGGAGAAUAUGUCGAAUCUAACAUCUUCUGGGGAUCAAGCAAGUGUCUCUUCAGGAAACAGAACUGAAGCAAGUGGUUCUAAUUUCUUCCAUCAUCAACAACAACAAGAAGAGCAACAACAGUUCAGUGUUCCUGAAUCUCAGCCUCAGAAGAAGAGGAGAAACCAACCAGGGAAUCCAGACCCCGAGUCAGAAGUGAUUGCUUUGUCACCAAAAACACUGAUGGCAACAAACAGAUUCGUCUGUGAGAUCUGCAACAAAGGAUUCCAAAGAGAUCAGAAUCUACAGCUUCACAGGAGAGGUCACAAUCUACCAUGGAAGCUGAAACAACGAUCCAACAAAGAAGUGAUAAGGAAGAAAGUGUAUGUUUGUCCAGAAGCAAGCUGUGUCCACCAUGACCCAUCUCGAGCUCUCGGUGACUUGACCGGAAUCAAGAAGCAUUUCUGCAGAAAGCAUGGAGAGAAGAAGUGGAAAUGUGACAAAUGUUCAAAGAAAUAUGCUGUUCAGUCAGAUUGCAAGGCUCAUUCUAAGACUUGUGGCACUAAAGAAUACAGAUGUGACUGUGGCACUCUCUUUUCUAGGAGGGAUAGUUACAUAACUCAUAGAGCAUUUUGUGUAGCACUGGCAGAAGAGACAGCCAGGGAAGUAGUAUUACCACAAAACCAGAAUCAUCAAUCAAACCCUCUUAUCAUUCACCAGUCUUCUUCUCAUCAUCAAGCACAAGCAAACAUGAACAUCUCUUCCUCAUCUUCCUCUUCCCACAACAUCAUCAAUACUCUUCACUUCGAAACCAACGUUAAUAAUUGUGAGAGUAGCAGCAACCAUCUACAUACAUUUCCCAUGAAGAAAGAGCAACAACAAACCGAUGAUCAAAUCAUCAAUUACCACCACCAUGGCGUCCCUACUUGGCUUUCUCCUCAGCCGCAAGAUCUCACAUCUUCAAACCCUAGCCCUAGUAAUGGUGGUGGAGGAGGAGGUUUGUUCUCUCUUGCAGCUUCUCCGGCUAUGUCAGCCACAGCAUUACUCCAGAAAGCAGCCCAAAUGGGUUCCACAAGAACAACUCCUUUGCCACCAACCACCGACUUCGAGAGGUCUCAUAACACCCUCACCACGACAAUGGCGGCCAUGACGUCACCGUCGGGAUUCAUCACUUCAAACAACAACAAUCAAGCCUUCAUUCAAGACUACAACGCCUCCGGGUUUAACCAUCAUCACGGUGGAGAAGAAGCCUUCGACAACACAUUCAGCGGGUUCUUGAGGACAAACGCUGAUACCACAACCGCAGGAUCAGACACGAAUAAAAGCGGUGGAGGAGGAGAGGGUUUGACGAGAGACUUCUUGGGGAUAAGACCGUUAAUGUCUCAUAACGAGAUUCUAAGUUUUGUCGGUCUCGGGAAUUGCAUCAAUGACGCUGCUUCCGAUCAGCUUCAUCCAAAGCCUUGGCAGGGUUAGUUAGUUUCUUUGCUUAUAUAAUGAGUCUAUCUGAGAUUUUAAUAUUAAUAUAUGUGUAUAUAAAUAUCUAGUUUUAUAUUUCUUCGUUUUAAAAAUUUUAUAUGCUGAAUUCCAAAGGAGAAUCAAAAUUAAAAUGGUGCACGUUUACACAUAAAUCAUGUUUGAUUAAAAUUGUCACGUAUUCGUCUA
Messenger RNA from Brassica napus (rape), 1898 nucleotides. RefSeq names its product protein indeterminate-domain 11. The transcript is spliced from 5 exons. Gene Ontology annotation, molecular function: DNA-binding transcription factor activity. Gene Ontology annotation, cellular component: nucleus. The record is from RefSeq and is a predicted model, not a curated record. The coding region runs from base 210 to 1709 and encodes 499 amino acids. Lineage: Eukaryota; Viridiplantae; Streptophyta; Magnoliopsida; Brassicales; Brassicaceae.